Molecule: messenger RNA, 1002 nt
Organism: Acromyrmex echinatior (Panamanian leafcutter ant)
Lineage: Eukaryota; Metazoa; Arthropoda; Insecta; Hymenoptera; Formicidae
Gene: mRpL18
Product: mitochondrial ribosomal protein L18
Biological process (GO): translation
Cellular component (GO): mitochondrion; ribosome
Molecular function (GO): 5S rRNA binding; structural constituent of ribosome
Source: RefSeq, a predicted model, not a curated record
CGUAGCUAUUGUAUUGUACAAUAUUUGAUUUUAAUGCCGAACGGAUGAUCAAAGGAGAACCUAACCUGGAUUUCUUUUCUGAAAGAAAAUAAAAACAUUGUUCAAGUAAUUUAACUCGGAAACCGAUAUUAUAGUGCCGAGAUUCGAGUGGCAAAAGUAACGACUAUUACAAUUCAAAGAUCAUGUAUUCAAUGAACAUACGCGCCGGCACUCGCAUGUUUCGCAUGCACCGAGAACUGCACAGCAACGAGAAAUUGAUCAAAGCGUGCACAGAAAUCGUGAACCGAAAUCCACGAAACUUGGAACGGUUGAGGAUAGCAAGAAAACCCCAAGGUUAUCGUCUUGAAAAACCCGGGUGUAUGUACUGGCACAAGUUGUUCCUGAUUAAAAAGCCACGUUAUAUCAUAGCCGAAAUCUGCCACUUUGAAAAUGGACCAGUUAUUUCAGCUUCUAGUGCAGAAUGGGGAUUGAAGAAGCAAUUAUAUCGGACUACUGAUAGUUCAGCUUAUAUUAAUAUAGGACGAGUGUUGGCUCAACGUUGUCUAGAAGCUGGGAUCUGUGAAAUGGAAGUUGAUGCUGCAUUAACUAGAGACAAAUGUGAAUUAUUGAUUAAAGAAUUAGAAAAGAAUAACAUCAUUUUAACUGAACCACAAGUAUACAGAUAUCCAAAUUCUUGGGACAGUUCUCGACCGGAAAAACCAUGGGAGAUUCACGAAUAGUUUUGUCUCUGUAUAAUAAUAUAAAGAGAUUGUGAAGUGCAAAAUAAGGAACGACAACAAAGUGUACAUACAAAUACUAAGUGCGAUGUAAUCGUAACAUUUGUUUCUUCUUAGUGAAAAUCAAGUAAGGCAAAGCUUGGUGAUCGAUAUAUAAGAUAUUUUAUUAUCUUAACAUCUAUCCACUGUGAAAUGCCGAAUUUUGUACAAUACAGUAUCUAGGAGUAAAAAUAAAUAAUUGUAUCGCUGUUAAAUAAAUGUCUAGUCUACUAGAGAUACAACGCGA